GUUGGCCAAACUUACAAGCACUUUACUGGUAGCAUUUCGCAGUCCAACAUCUCCACUAAAGAUGAACUCCAUGGUGAAGACUUUCAUCGUUCUUCUUGCAUUACUAAUAUUAAUCAGUCAGAAUAUAGAAGCCAGGCCUCAGGUUGAGGGUGGAUUGAACGGCAUUCGUGGGGGUCUCGGUGGUGCUCUGGGAGGCGUUACUGGAGGUCUCGGUGGUGCUCUGGGAGGCGUUACUGGAGGUCUCGGUGGUGCUGUAGGAGGCGUUACUGGAGGAUUCGGUGGUGCUCUGGGAGGCGUUACUGGAGGUCUCGGUGGUGCUGUAGGAGGCGUUACUGGAGGUCUCGGUGGUGCUCUGGGAGGCGUUACUGGAGGUCUCGGUGGUGCUGUAGGAGGCGUUACUGGAGGUCUCGGUGGUGUGGGAGCAACAACCCAGUGGCAGUGGCAGCUAUUACUCUAAUCGUCCGGUUUACUACAUAAGCAAUCUAUCUCGGCCGGCAGCGUUUUGCUGAUUGCUAUCUGGCAAGCCCCUAGCAUUAGUCUCCAUGCCUGAAUCCUAGGUUUGUGUCCUGAAUGUCCUAAAUAUACCACUGCAUACUCACAUGUAAGUUUCUGAAGUGAUUAAAAACUAAAUUAUUUACA
This is a messenger RNA of Homalodisca vitripennis (glassy-winged sharpshooter), 639 nucleotides long. Its product is annotated as glycine-rich cell wall structural protein-like. The record is from RefSeq and is a predicted model, not a curated record. The transcript is spliced from 3 exons. Bases 62 to 457 code for a protein of 131 amino acids. NCBI's taxonomy places the organism in Eukaryota, Metazoa, Arthropoda, Insecta, Hemiptera, Cicadellidae.